Molecule: messenger RNA, 1020 nt
Organism: Perca flavescens (yellow perch)
Lineage: Eukaryota; Metazoa; Chordata; Actinopteri; Perciformes; Percidae
Gene: sco2
Product: synthesis of cytochrome C oxidase 2
Exons: 3
Coding region: 103-897 (264 amino acids)
Biological process (GO): intracellular copper ion homeostasis; mitochondrial respiratory chain complex IV assembly
Cellular component (GO): mitochondrial inner membrane
Molecular function (GO): copper chaperone activity; copper ion binding
Source: RefSeq, a predicted model, not a curated record
CUUUAUUGACAGUUGACAAUAGCCGGCACAAUUACAUGUGUGAUCCAUGUUGAGAGCACAGCGACUGUUUGGGGGACUAAAGGAGGACGCGUGGCGUUAGAGAUGUUGUUGCUCAGGUGCAUUGUGGGAGAUCUGCGUGCAGCGGGGAGACUCCUCAGAGCUUUCCCCCCCGUCUCGGCGCCCCCCAGACCUCCUCCAAUCGCUCAGCGGCGUUCCCUCUCUCGCGGCGGGAACCAAUCGGCUUCCUCCGCCACACUGAAGCUGCGGACGCGCCUGGCGGUGACGCUGCUGGUCGGUGGCGGGCUGCUCGCCGCGUGGCGCUACGUCUACGCCGAGAAGCAGCAGAAGCUGCGGCGGCAGCGCGUGGAGCAGCUGCAGAAGGCGGCGCUCGGUCAGGGCGCCUUCAGCCUGCUGGACCACCACGGGCGGCGCCGCACCAAGGCCGACUUCCUGGGCAGCUGGGUGCUGCUGUACUUUGGCUUCACCCACUGUCCCGACAUCUGUCCCGAGGAGCUGGAGAAGCUGAGCUCCGUGGUGUCAGCGCUGGACGGGGACGCCUCUCUGGCGCCGGUGCAGCCCGUCUUCGUCACCGUGGACCCGGAGCGGGACGACGUGGCGGCGCUGGCGCGCUACGUGGCCGACUUCCACCCGCGCCUGCUGGCGCUGACGGGCACGGCCGAGGAGGUGAAAGCCGCGGGGCAGGACUACCGCGUGUACGCCAGCGCGGGGCCCAGGGACGAGGACGGGGACUACAUCGUGGACCACACGGUGCUGAUCUACCUGGUCAGCCCCGACGGGCUCUUCCUGGACUACUACAACCGCACCAAGAGCCAGGACCAGAUCACAGCCAGCGUCAGGAAGCACAUCCAGACCUACGUCGCGCUCGGGACACCGUAACCACGGCGAUCCACGGGCCUCAGGCACUGACCAGUCCUUCCACAAAAAUGCUUUGAGUUUUUUUGUGAUUGUUGCAGGCAAAAAUCCUUGAUUAUGCAGCAGGUUUUCUUAAAAAAUGCGAUG